This is a messenger RNA of Stylonychia lemnae, 2832 nucleotides long. The record is from the annotation of a GenBank genome assembly. NCBI's taxonomy places the organism in Eukaryota, Ciliophora, Spirotrichea, Sporadotrichida, Oxytrichidae.
AUGAGCGAUUCCCAGAGGCACAGUAAAAAGAGAAAGUUUAAUGAAGUUUCAAAUGAUCUUAAGAAGGAUGAGGAACUUUUAUUUGGGUAUUUAACUUUAUAGUAGUCAAAUAAUGAAUAUAGAUCAGGAGACAAAGAAGAAGGUGACUAUGAACAUGUAGAUGAAGCAAUGGAAGAUGAUAAUGAUGUUUAUGAAGAGGAUGAUAGAGAGAGACAUGGAAUUGUUGAGUCUGAGGACGACGGAGAGGAUCUCCUAGAAAAUAUGGAGCAAGAUUAUGAGAGGAAAGAUGAACUUGACAGAUAUGAAGCUGAUGGAAUUGAUGAUGAAGAUCAAGAAGAGCUUGACUACAAUGAUAGAAGGGAAGUUGAUAGAAAGUUAGCAGAGGAAGCGAGAUACAAGUAAAGAAAUAAGUCAAGAAUUCCAGGUGCUUUCAUGGAUGAUGAAAAUGAGUUCUCAGAAGAGGAUGAACUACAGAGAUAAAUUAGAUUGGAAAGAAUGAAGUAAUUAAGAUAAGACCGCGAAAUGGAUUAUAAUUAAGAUGUUAACAUGCAAGAUGUCCUAGACUAUGAAGAUGUUAAAGGGAAGUUAUCUGCUUGGGUUUAAAGACCUGAAGUAACAAGAUGGAUUAGAAAAGUUUUUGCUCACUUCCUUAGAACAUUCAACGAUGAAAAUCAAUAAAAUGUACAUGAACAAAAGAUUAACGAGAUGUGCUCCAAUAACAAAUAAUCUUUGGAAAUUAACUUCACUCACCUUUCAUAAAAGUAUCCUACUCUUGCAAUUUGGCUAGCAGAGGAACCAGCAUUAAUACUACCUAUUUUCAAUAUUGUUGCAUACGAUAUUACUCUAGAGCUUUUCCCGGAAUACAACAAAAUCCACAAGGUUAUCUAUGUCAGAAUUGGUGGACUUCCUGUGGAAGAUAAGUUAAGAGAUUUAAGGCAAAUUCACUUGAGUGCACUGAUAAAAAUUAGAGGAGUAGUUACUAAGAGGACAAAUAUAAUGCCAGAACUCACCUAGAUGUUCUUUAAAUGCAAUUGUGGAGAUAUAAAAGGACCGAUAUUCCACAAUACUUAUGUAGAAGCUAAGUCAUACCUAGGUUAAUGUGUUAUGUGUCAAGCGAAUGGACCAUAUACCCUCGACGAAACAAAAACUAUUUACAGAAACUACCAGAAGAUGACACUUUAAGAGACUCCAGGAACUGUCCCACCUGGAAGAGUACCCAGGCAAAAGGAAGUCUAUGUUCUUCAAGAUUUAGUGGAUUCAGCAAGACCAGGUGACGAAGUCGAGGUUACAGGUAUUUUUGUUAACAGAUUCGAAUAUAUGGCAAAUCUAAAGCACGGAUUCCCGGUGUUUACCACCAUUAUUGAAGCUAAUAAUAUUAAGAGACAAGGCGAUGAAGAAAUUUACGAUUUGACUGAUGAGGAUAAGCAACAAAUCAUUUAACUAUCAAAAUCAAGCAAUAUUGGUAAAAAGAUUAUUGACUCAAUUGCUCCAAGUAUUUACGGUCACAAAUAUGUGAAGAAAGCUCUAGCACUCUGCAUGUUUGGAGGAGAGGCUAAGGAUAUUGGCGGUAAGCAUAGAAUCAGAGGAGACAUUAAUUGCCUCUUGCUAGGAGAUCCUGGUACCGCAAAAUCAUAAUUUUUGAAAUAUGUCGAGCAAGUAUUCCACAGAUGUGUAUACACUACUGGUAAAGGAGCCUCAGCUGUCGGUCUCACUGCUGGAGUCCACAAAGAUCCUAUCUCUGGAGAGUGGACCCUUGAAGGAGGUGCUCUUGUACUUGCUGAUAAAGGAGUAUGUUUAAUUGAUGAGUUUGAUAAAAUGAAUGACAGCGAUAGAACAUCUAUCCAUGAAGCUAUGGAGCAACAAUCAAUUUCUAUUUCAAAAGCUGGUAUUGUUACCUCUCUUUAAGCCAGAUGCACUGUCAUUGCAGCUGCCAAUCCUAUUAAGGGAACAUACAACAACGCUCUAAACUUUGUUGAUAAUGUUGAUUUGACUGAUCCUAUCUUAUCAAGAUUCGACAUUCUGACAGUAAUUAAAGAUGAAGUAAAUGAGGAGGCUGACGAUGCUCUUGCUACAUUCGUUAUAAAUUCUCAUAUUAAGAGUCAUCCAGAAGUUCAAAGAGACCUCAAGAUAGGAGCGGAAAAUGAGGCUGAGGCUGAACCCGAGGAAAUUGAAAGAAGAGAAGCUACAAAAGAAUGGCUUCAAAGAAAUCUAUUAGAUGAUAAUAGAAUUUUAAGCUAAGUUAAUGAAGAGACUAUUACUCAAGAUCUCCUGAAAAAGUAUAUUAUGUAUGCAAGAAAAUACGUUCAUCCUAAACUUAACGAAAUCGAUAAGGACAAGGUCACUCAAUUCUAUGCUGACAUUCGCCGCGAAUCAACCAUCGUUGGAGGUAUUCCAAUCGCAGUCCGUCAUAUUGAGUCAGUUUUAAGAAUGUCUGAAGCUCAUGCUAAAAUGCAUUUGAGAGAUUAUGUGAGAAGUGACGAUAUUGACUAAGCCAUUGAGAUGCUCUUGGAGAGUUUCCUGCAAUCUCAAAAGCUCUCAGUUGCAAGGCAACUUGGCAAGAAAUUUGAGCAAUACAAAUCAAAGAAGUCUGAUCCGAAUCAACUUCUCGUUCAUCUACUCAAGAAAAUGGUCAAUGACAGAGCAAUCUAUGAGAAAUUCAUAAAGGGCAUUGAGGAGGUUGAAAAGAUUGAGGUAAAGAUUCCGAUUGAAUAGUUUGAACACGAGGCCAGAGAUUUUUCCAACCACAAUCUUACAGAUUUCUACAAGUCAGGACUAUUCAGUAAGGACUACAAAGUCGAUGGAAGAUUUAUUCAAUCAACACUUAAACUAUGA